AUGUUGCUGACCAAAUUUAAUUUAUUAUUAUGGAAGAAUUGGAUUCUAGUCAAGCGGCAUCCUAUAGCCGCAAUUUUUGAGCUCGUUUUUCCAAUCCUAAUAAUAAUGCUGUUCGCUGGGAUCCGAAACCUAAUUGAAAAAGUAGUCGUACCUGCAACACCCAGCACAGAAUACAAAAUCAGUGACGCCCGCUGUUCACUUUCUUAUAAUAAAAUUAGGUAUCUUGGAUAUGCACCGAAUAACACUUACUACAGCGAAUUAAUGGAUGAUGUUGUUAAAAACAUUGAAAUGGAACUGAUUGGAUUUGAAAAUUUGACAGAAUUAAACAAAUGGACGCAUAAUCAAAGUGAACCUGUGGCUGGAGUUUUAUUCGAAGACACUUCUUCAGUUCCUCCGAAGCAUCUCAAUUACACAAUAAAAAUGCCUGAAGAUUUGAUAUUUCAUGAAACUUGGGAUACUGAUAAGCUGUAUUAUGUUGGACUGUCAGCUAAUCAAAGAGACAAUAGCUAUUCAAUUAAAAAUUCCUUGUACUUCUCAACAUGUUUUCUAAAGCUCCAGAAUGAGAUUGAUCAGGCAUUCAUGAGGACAGUUAAUAAUGGUUCUAAAGUUGAGAAAUUAAAGACAAUAAAGACCUUUCCAUAUCCAGAAGUAGAAGUUGAUGUUUUCGUGAAUUAUGCUGCAUAUGGAUUCCCAAUUUUGUUUGUCUUGUCAAUGAUAUUCUCAGCUAAAGUCUUGAUUAAGAACAUAACAAUCGAACGUGAGUCACGUUUAACAGAAUCAAUGAAAAUAAUGGGAUUGUCGAGUGCUUUAUACUGGUCAUCAUGGUUCAUGCGUAGCUUCAUCAUUCUCAUCAUUUCCUUCACAAUUAACCUCAUCUUGACAGUCACAAGCAUCAUUUCGGAUAUUCCAAUGUUUGCCAACAGCAAUCCACUCAUCAUUUGGCUCUUUUUCAUCUCAUACAUCACAUCCAUGAUCACAUUCUGCUUCCUUGUCAGUGUCAUCUUCAAAAAGUCAUCACGUGCUGGAAUUGUUGGCUCAAUUGUCUUUAUUGCCACUGUUCUGCCUUACAUGAUGUAUCAUGAUAGCUUUUAUAGGUUUGGAUAUGGACUGAAAGUGCUGUUCUGCAUGCUGACUAACACAAACAUGGGUCAGGGCAUUAAAAUGAUUCUUAUGGCUGAAAUUAAUGACGAUGGAGUUGGAUUUGCGAACCUGUUUAAGAGAUCUGUUGACUUGAAGUUCUCGUUUGGUGAAUUGCUGGUCUGGAUGAAUAUUGGAAGUGCCAUUCUGAUGCUGUUGACCAUUUACAUUGAGAAGGUCUUUCCUGGAGAGUUUGGACUUUCAAAACCUUGGUAUUUCCCAAUCAGCGAUGCUUUUAAAUUAAUACAUAAGAAAUUCAGGACUCAGCCUGUUGAUUCCAAUUUAGAAUCUGAAGAGUUUUUGGCUGACCAAGAAGCAGUUCCGUCAAAUUUGGCUGUUGGAAUUGAGAUAAAGAAGUUAUGUAAAAGAUUUGGUGAUAAGUAUGCAGUCAAGAACUUCUCAUUGAAGCUGUAUGAGAACCAGAUAACGGUUCUAUUGGGUCACAAUGGAGCUGGCAAGACGACAGCAAUGUCAAUGCUGACUGGACUAUACCAACCAACAUCAGGUACUGCAGUCAUUAAUGGACAUGAUAUUAAGACUAAUAUAGAUGAUGCUAGAAUGUCUCUUGGUGUCUGUCCUCAGCAUGAUGUUCUAUUUGAGGAACUGACAGUCCAAGAACAUUUGGAGUUCUUCUGUAAGCUUAAAGGAAUGACUGACAAAAGCAACAUCCAGGGGGAUAUCCACAAGUACACAAAUCUACUUGGAAUAUCUGAGAAAUUAAAUUCAGAAAGUAGAACACUAAGUGGUGGACAGAAGAGAAGACUGUCGAUUGCCAUUGCACUUUGUGCCGAUUCCAAGUUUGUCAUUAUGGACGAAGCCACAUCAGGCAUGGAUCCAUCAUCACGUCGACAUUUGUGGGACUUGCUGAUUGCUGAGAAGAAGAAUCGAACAAUUUUAAUCACAACUCAUUUUAUGGACGAAGCUGAUGUCCUUGGUGACCGAAUAGCAAUCAUGUCCGAAGGUCAAUUAAGAACAGUCGGUUCCUCGUUCUUUCUUAAGAAGACAUUCGGAACUGGAUAUAGAUUGACUUGUGUUAAGCAAGCUGGAUUUGAUUCUAAAGUUGUUCUGGAUAUGAUUAAGGAGAUUAUACCGACAGCGUUAAAAGAAUGUGAAGGAGAGACCGAAGCUAUAUUUGUUCUUGAAAAGGACAGCUUGCCAAUUUUUGAUCAUGUCUUUAAGAAGCUUGAAGACAAUUCAGAAAAGUUGAAGAUUUCAAGCUUUGGAUGCAGUUUUACAUCACUUGAAGAUGUUUUUCUGAAAUUAGCUCACAGUGACCUUGGAAGUCCAGCAUGCAUCAGAAACGACUCUACAGCUAUAGAAGUUGAGGUUCACAAGGACUUCCAAAAGAUUGAUGGAAUGACUGGAAUUUUGUAUCAAAUUUACGCAAUGAUUUUCAAAAAAAUUCAUGUAAUUCGACGAUCUUGGAUGAUGUUCUUGAUUCUUGGGAUCUUGUCAUUUGUGGCUAUAUUUUUGAUACCUAAAAUGUUGGAAAUUAAGCCUUAUGAGCCAUCGGAACUGAAUAUUUCAUUUGAUACUUACGAGAAAACUGAAACAUUAAUUGACAUCAGGCAGAACUCAAGUUUUUUGACUCAAUACGAAAGUUUAUUCCAUGGAAAGGACAUAGUCACAAAAGUGUCUGAGGACAUUGAAGAUCACAUCAUCAAAAAAUCCAAAAAAUCAAUCGGAACAGUCAACCAUGACAAUCUAAUUGCAUUGUCCGUUGAUAACAGCAGAAUCAUUGCCUGGUUCAAUACACAGCCAUACCACACCAUGCCACUGACUAUCAACACAGUCAAUCGAGCUAUUCUCAAAUCUGUUGGUGGCAGUGACUACGACAUAUCAUUGACUAAUCAUCCAUACGAGAAGUCUAACAAUAAAUUGGAUUUUAUUAAGGAUGUGGCAAGCUCGUUAGGGAAUUUCGUGCUUAACUUUAUUGUUAUUCUAUUCCUGUUAAUUAUUUGGCCGAUGAUUUAUAUUGGACACUACAUUAAAGAACGUGAAAUGAGAUUUAAGUUCCUUCAAUUCAUCUGCAGCACUAAUCGACUCGUCUUUUGGUUCACAAACUUAAUCUUUGACUACAUUUUAUUCAUUCUCAUCUGUUUGGUGCUGUUUGGAUGCAUUGUGUGCUUAAAUUAUGAUAAGGAACAACAGUUGGAAGAGUUUAAGAUUUUAAUGACUAUUGGAAGUUCUUUUGGAUUCUCAUGGAUAUGCUUCAUCUAUGCUUUUUCAUAUUUAUUCAGUAAACCAUCAUCUGGAGAGACUAUGUUGCUGUUUACGUCGAUUAUUUUGUGCAUCUUAUCAGCAAUUGACUACGCCCUUCAAGCUGGACUUAAAAACCCAUUGUACAAGUUCUUGGCUAAUAUUUAUCAUUGGAUUGGAAUGAUGUUCGCUCCAUUUACUUUGGUUAAGAUUAACACUAUUGUCAGUGCUUCUGCGAGGCCAUUCGAAUACUCUAAAAUAGAAAACUAUAUUAUUUUGAAUAUCAUGUCAGGCUGCAUCUUCCUUUUAAUCGUUCUCCUAAAUGAUUAUAACUUGUUUGCCUUCAUUUUUUACAAAACAACUAAACCAGCAAAUGCAUUCAGUGCUAUCCAAAAUUAUGACGAUGAUGUUCAAAAAGAAAUUCAAGAAGUACACAAUAUGUCAAGUCAGAGCAUUGACACAUCCAAUCUUGUCCUCAAGAAUUUAAUCAAAACUUAUAAAAACAAUUUUGCUGUCCGUGAUCUGUCAUUAAAUGUCAAACAGCAUGAAUGCUUUGGUCUACUUGGUGUCAAUGGAGCUGGAAAGACAACAACAUUCAAGAUGAUGACUGGAGAUGAGCUAAUUACUUCUGGUGACAUUUGGAUUAAAGGGAAGUGCCUGAAAACUCAACUUCUUGAAGCUCACAAGUUCAUCGGUUACUGUCCACAAUUUGACAAUUGCAUACCUGAACUGACUGGACGUGAAACUUUGAAGAUAUUUGCAUUGAUCCGUGGCAUCAAAAUGGAUGAAAUUACAGAAAUGAUCAACCAAAUAGCAAGUGAACUUGACUUUAAACAGCAUUUGGACAAGCAAGUUAAAGCUUACAGCGGUGGAAAUAAAAGAAAACUGUCGACUGCCUUAGCACUGCUUGGAAAUCCAGAAUUGAUCUUCUUGGAUGAAUGCACAACAGGAGUCGAUCCACAAGCUCGUCGUCAAAUUUGGAAUGCAAUCAAGCGAAUCCGUGACAAUCAUCGACUUUCAUCCUCAAUUGUAAUCACAUCUCAUUCCAUGGAUGAAUGUGAAGCUUUGUGUACAAGAAUUGGCAUCAUGGUUGCCGGUCAGUUCCAAUGUCUUGGUCCAGUUCAACAUUUAAAGAAUAAAUUCUCAAAAGGCUUCGUCUUGACAAUCAAAACUGGAUUUACUGAUGAAAAUUUGACUGAAAAAGUCAAGCAAAAAAUUGUUGAGAAAUUCAGAAGUGCGGAACUGAAAGAAAAUUAUUUGGACAUUCUGACUUAUCAUUUGAAGAACAUUGAUUUGAAAUAUUCGGAAGUAUUCAGGAAGUUGGCAGAAAUUAAGAAUGAAAUGGGAAUCAAAGAUUAUGCAUUGACACAAAUGUCACUUGAACAAGUUUUCUUGAAUAUUAGUCAGAAUUAA
Molecule: messenger RNA, 4749 nt
Organism: Chironomus riparius
Lineage: Eukaryota; Metazoa; Arthropoda; Insecta; Diptera; Chironomidae
Source: the annotation of a GenBank genome assembly